AUGCGGUCACGAACCGGCUGCUUAACGUGUCGAACACGAAAGCUUAAAUGCGACGAAGAAAAACCCGAAUGUUCACAGUGUCGCAAGGGUGGCCGAGAAUGUCGUCCGAGCGAGGGGGUCGUCUUUCGCCAUCAGCAGAACGCGUCGAUGAAUCGGACCUCCCCAGAUGGUCGCGGUAGUCUCAACGGGUUCUAUUCAUAUAAGAACACUUUCGACAAGGAUUCCGUGUGGCUGGAUGUUCCUAAACAUGUGGUUUUUGUUGACAAUUCCGACCCGUACGCCGAUGAUCUCGAGGCCUCGCUGGCUGAACCCGGCAGUGCAGCGCAAGCACACUCAAACAACAAUCGAUGGGGCAGAAGCGGCUCUCGAACGAGCGAUGCUGAAACGCAAGGAUUGGAAGCCUUGUCGGCGGUCGCAACGCGUGAUCGCUUCUCAUACUCUCCCCUAGAUCCUUCGGUCUCCGACUCUCCCUCCUAUACCUCUCCGAACAGACAGCGAAAUGCCGCUCUUCCCCCGCCUUCGCCUUCCAUGUCGCUGUCGUCCACCAGCAACAAUAACAAUAUUAAUUUCCUCCUCAACCCUUCACAUACGAUGUCUCCGAAUAUCGAUCCCAGCAUGCAACUUUCUGACCGAGGUACGGCGCUGCCAACGAGACCCGCAGCUGCACAGAGAAGCUUGAGCCAUAUGAGCCACAUAAGCCCCAUCAACCAUGCACAAGACGACAAUGCAGAGGCCGACUUCGAGGUCGCUUUCCUGUUGCGUCAUUAUUCAGAGGGCCCGGGUCUGUGGAUGGAUCUCUUCGACCUAGGGACAUACUUCGCCUCAUACGUCCCAGUACGAGCAAGAAGUAAUCCACUCUUAAAAUUCGCUGCGUGCGCAUAUGCUGCCAAGCAGCUGGGCAGAGUAAAAGGUGCUAAAGCACCAAUGGGCGGAGUAUGCUCACAACAAGCCGCCAUGGAAAUAUGGCCUGAUAAGGACCCCGACUUCUCAUGGUACGGGGCAAAGUAUUAUGAAAAGGCAAUCCAGCUGUUGAUGAAGGAACUGCAGCCAGAUGCAGAGGGUCCGCCUCCAUUGAGUACGCCAGAAGCAUUUGGUCAAUGGCAGGCUGCCGAGCUGUCUGCAGAUACCGAUAAUCCACGUAAGCGUCGGAGACGGGUCUCUGCUAGUCGGCUGUCGUAUGGCGUUCAUUCGGACGAGGUGCUCGCGGCGACGGCUAUCUUGUCCGUGUAUGAGUUCCUUGACGCCGCGGGCCCUGCGUGGAACCGUCAUUUGAGUGGCGUGAAAUCGCUGCUCGACGUUGCCGAAGUGGGCAUGAUGCCUCUUGAGCAGCGUCCGUCUCCGGGGGAGAACUCAUAUCAGACUUCCAAGAAGUCGGGACUGUCGAAGGCACGUAGAGCGACAUUCUGGAACUUUGCGCGCCAGGAUUAUCUGGCUGCCUUCAUCAAUGAAUGCCACACAAGACUGAACACAGAUGACACAGUCCUCUGGACCGAAGCCGGUCUACUUAUCGACAGCGCGGGCUAUAUCCGCCCGAGCAACACAGGCGCAGCAGGAUACCCCGAAGACGAAGACGUAAUGAAAGAAGACCUCAUCAGCAACGGGCUAGUCUGGAUCUUGUCCAAGAUAGUCAACUUCGUAAGCUCCGGCGACAACAUGCAGUUAUCAGAUAACCGCUCCGUCCCCGGACCGCUAGGCGUUUCGCAACAAGCCCUGCUGGAGCGGUGGCACAGGCUCGAGUCCGAGCUCGACGUAUGGUACAACGGUGUCCCAGAGACCUUCCGCCCUUGCGCACGAGUAGAUGCUUUCAAGACAAAGCACCACCGUCCAGUCAACGAAAUCGAAGACAUCUCCACCCUCCAGGAAAUCUGGUACAGUCUGCCGAUGUGCGCAUCGGCCAUGCAGCACUACCACAUGGCGCGCAUCUUGCUGCUGAUCAACAAACCGCAUGAGUCAACCAGUGGUCGGAGCACCAUCGCCCUCCGGCUCCAGUCUUACCGCUCCAUCGAGGCGGAGAUUGCCUUUCAUAGUCGCGAAAUCGUCGGCAUUGGGCUCUCUCGUCCGGAUGGAAGUGUCAGGAUCAACUCUCUGCAGCCGCUCUUUGUUAGUGGGCAGUGUUUGACCGACCCGCGCGAGCGUCGCACUACAGUGCGUCUGCUGAGGAGUAUUGAGUCGGACUUGGGCUGGGCCACUGAGUAUCGUGUGCAGCAGUUGCUGAAGGAGUGGGCGUGGGAUGAGAGAUUGACGCGAUCGCCUGAAGUUGGGUCCUGA
Molecule: messenger RNA, 2268 nt
Organism: Penicillium bovifimosum
Lineage: Eukaryota; Fungi; Ascomycota; Eurotiomycetes; Eurotiales; Aspergillaceae
Exons: 6
Coding region: 1-2268 (755 amino acids)
Biological process (GO): positive regulation of transcription by RNA polymerase II
Cellular component (GO): nucleus
Molecular function (GO): zinc ion binding; transcription cis-regulatory region binding; DNA-binding transcription factor activity, RNA polymerase II-specific
Source: RefSeq, a predicted model, not a curated record